Molecule: messenger RNA, 5100 nt
Organism: Mesorhabditis belari
Lineage: Eukaryota; Metazoa; Nematoda; Chromadorea; Rhabditida; Rhabditidae
Source: the annotation of a GenBank genome assembly
AUGGAACAGUCUGCGCCUCAGCCACCAAUCGACAAUCAGAAUCAGUUAUACGUGGUUGAUGGACGACGAAUUCGGGUAGUUGAUCUAGAAACGAACACAAUCCGAUCACUCACCAGCAGCCAACUCCAAGACAAGACUCCCCUUAUGAAAUGUGGCAACGAUUUGCGCAAAUUUGCAACAAUCUCUGAAAUCCAGAUGGAAUGGCCAACUUCUAUCUCCAUCGACUCGUCUACUCAAACACUUUAUGUACUUGAUACAAAUGUGAUCUACGAGUUUAAGCUGAAUCUUGAAAUUGGACGAGUGUUAUUGGGAUCACCAUCAGCUUGUGUUUCCAAUGAAACCUCUCUUUCCCUGAACAACGCAAGAGACAUUGCCACUGGGCUCAAUGGACAGUUGUACAUCCUAGAAUCUGAUGGAAAGAAAUUAAAUCAAAUAAGAAGCUAUAUGCAAAAUGGUGGCGAUUUGGUGAAAGUUGCCGGUCGAUCAUCGCCGUGCUCUUGUCAAGGAUCGUCACCAAACGCUCAAUGCAGCUGUGACAACGAAGCAAAAAGAGUCGAUGCUCAAGAUUCGCUUUUCAAUGGACCACUUUCCAUCGCUGUUGACUCCCAUGGAAAGAUUCUCAUCGCCGAUACGGAGAAUGCUAAAGUGAAAUGUGUUCAUUUCCCAGCGGCAACUUUCGACUCAACCACUUCUCAAUACAGCAUUCAAUGGCCUUUUUCUGAUGAGGUGUAUUUCUUCAAUCGAAACGGUCUUCAUUUGUCAACGAAAAGUCUGAUCACCGAUCGUUUACUCUACACAUUCAGCUAUAACGUCGAUACUCAUCUCGGCCGCCUUUCGCAAAUCGUUUCACCGGGUGGGCUACUUCUUCGAGCACUCUGGCCACAAUCAGAUGAAAAUUCGGUCGCUAUUGAAUCUCCAUCCGGUCUUCGUUCUCAGCUUUCUUUUUCGGCUUUCGACGAGUAUCUCGAAUCAUUCACCUUACCAAAUAAAGAAGUUCUGAAAUUUCACUAUGGUACUGGCGGCUUAUUGCUCUCUCGAUCGGGAAACAGAGGAAUGACAAGCUUGGGAUACGAUAGCUUUGGACGCGCUAAUUUCAUCUUCACAAAAAAUCACAUUUACAUUAUUGAUCCGCCGCGUUUCGAAGAGGAUUUCUCAGUGGUUUCAGUGAAAAAAGACGAUCGAGAUUAUCUGGAGAUCAAAAGUCGACCGGGAGAAGCUUAUCUUGGAGGAGAGGCUGAACAAAGGCUGUUGACUUUGGAUGAAGACUCGUUUGAAUGGACUGAAGAAAAUAAUGGAAAGAUUCUAUUCGAGAGCGAGGUGCAUCCAGGCUGGGGUGGCCGAGCGGUGAGUCGUGCAAGGAGGACAUGGCCAAGUGUCGAACAUCCAUCAAGGAGAAGUCUUGUGUGGCGCUUUGAUUGGCGACCUUUCUCUUCUUCUUCAUCAAAAAGUCGACGUGUGGCUGAGGUCGGCUCGAGACCCCGGGUAAACGGUUUGAAUAUCUUCUCAAUUGCUUUCGAUCGAGCUGGAAAUUUUGAUGUUGUUCGUGGAAAGGGCGAAGAAGAAGUUUUGCUGAAAAUCGAGUACACGGAGAGUGGAGAAUGGAAACAAGUGACACCAGGGAAAGAGACAGCGUUGGCUUCGAUGAAUAUCAGCUAUGACAAUAUGGGACGAAAAACUGGGAUUUCUUGGGGUUCGAUGAAGCGAAGCUUUUCUUAUGAUCGACAAAAUCGAUUGAUUGAGAGAAAUUGGGGCGCCGGCGAGCAUGUCUUCAAAUAUUCGUAUGCAAAAGACGCGUCCAUACCCAUUCAGGUGGACAUGCCAAACGGUCACAAGUACACGAUCAAGUUGGACAACUUUGGACGAAUUCAGCAAGCGACAAGUCCAUCCGGAGAAGUUCACCAAAUCUCGAUGACCACUGUACCACAAGGAUCAUUGAUUAAACGAAGAGUGCCUCAAUCAAAAGGCGCCUCGUUGAGUGUGGUGAAUGGAGAGGGAGAUUUGCUCGAAUGGCUUUCGCCCGAUGAAAUGCACCACGUGCGCAUGCAAAGAGAUUCCAGAAAUAGACUAAUUAGGAUGACUUUGGACAGCAAAUUCACAACCAUUUUCGAGUACAAGAACAAUCAAUUGUCGAGUGUGAAAGCUGAUCACUACACACAACGCAUUUCAAGGCAAGCCGAGUUGCCAAUUGAGAUCAAUGAAGCUCGCUUGUAUCCGGAAUGCUGGAAAAACACAAACUUUUCUCUGUUCUAUGAUGAUGUUGGUCGAAUUGAGAGCAUUCAAGGAAAUGUUGAGGGAAAAAAAAUGACAACGAUUCAGUGGAAGUACAACAAACGCUCGGGUUUUGUGGAGAAUCUGGCUGGAUUUACCGUGACAACCCAGGGAAAUACUCAAUCAAUUUCGAAUAGCAAGAUGUCAAUCGAGUCCGAGUACAACAAAAAUGGUCAAUUGGUGAAAAGGAAAGGGAAAAACGAAAAUGUUGAGUGUUCUAUGCAAAUCAACAGAGAUGCACACGGGAGACAAAUAUCAACCGAAUGGAAGAAACCAUCAGGGACUUUUACAGAAGAGAUCGGUUUUGAGGGUGGACAAUUAGCCGAAUUUGUUACGAAGAAUGAUGAAAGAUGGAGCUACAAGUUUGACAAAGAUGGACGAAUCUGGUCAGUGAAUGGAGAACAAUUUGAGUGGAGUAGUGGAGGGAUUCCAAGAAAGAUUCUCGGCACAGUCUACGCCACUGACUCAAACGGUUGGACUAUGAAAAAAGGAAAUUUCACUUUCAAGCUCGACUCACUUGGUCGUUUGAUUAAAGUGAUUGAAAUGGGAACAAAGAGAAUGACAACCAUCCAAUACGAUCACCUCAAUCGAGUGAUUUCUUUUAAACACGCAAACAAUGAGCUUACUUUCUUCUAUGCUUUUCCACAUCAGCCCACUCGUAUCUCUCAUUUUCUUGAUUCAAAAACAAGCCUUAUCACCACGCUUCUUUACACAGAUGAUGGAGAACUUUUCGCUAUGAUGAUUGGAAAUGAAAAAUAUUUGAUUCUAUCGGAUUCAAAACGAACACCUCGUUGUAUUUUUUCGGAAAAUCAACUACUAAAAGAAAUUGAUCGAUCUUUGUAUGGAGGCAUUAUUUCGAAUUCGAAUAAAACCUUCUGGAUUCCAGUUGGUUAUCUUGGAGGGAUUGAGAUUGAAGAAGCUGGAGUGGUACUUUUGAAUGGAAGACCCUUGGAUACUUUGACUGGAAGAUGGAUGUCUUUUGGACCUGAUCAAAUGGGUGUACCAAAGAAUUUCCUCGAUCCACGACAAACGCUUGAUCCAUGCGCUUUCGAAGAAAACAUUGCUUCGACAAAAAUGCCACUAGACAUGAGCUCUUGGUUGAGCCUUGCGAGAAUCUCGCCUACAACACUCUCUCCUUCAAAAUCUCUUCUUCUAACCGAUGCCACAAAUGGAGACUCUGUAGCUUCAGCGAUUCAAACCGGAUUUGCUCAACGAUUAGAAUACUUUUCACGAUUGGAUUCGGUGACUCGAUCAGCUCUUGGGGAAAGUCUUCCAAGAAUCUCGACACCAACAGUUACAAGAGAUGAUCCCGGAUUUGCUGAGUUGCUCUUCAUCAUUCCAAAAAAUGAUAAGAUUGAUGUCAAAUUUUCUCCAAAACUGACAGCUGAAGAAGAAAAGUUGAUCGUUGAUCUUCUAGAAACGGCAAAAGAGGUACAAUGGCCAUUGGUGAAUGGUGGUUGGAAUCGUCAUUUCGCUAGAAGUGACUCGCUUGGAUCUCGUUUCUCUUCAACUUCUCAUCCACAUUUUACUGCCGUUGUUGGGUCGGACUCAGUCGAGUUGAGAUCGGGAAAGACGCGAAUCAUUGUUCAUUUUGAAACUAAUCCGGACGCGGUUCGCUCAAAACUAUCAGACGAUCUUCGUCGUCGAGAAGCACACGCAGUUUGGAAAAUGGAAAAGAAAUUGGUUGAAAAAGAUCUGCCAACAAGAAAUGCAUGGACAGAUGAUGAACGUCGAGAGCUGCUAGGAAGGGGGAGAGAAAGGGGCGGUGCUGGACAUCGUUUCCUCUCUUUUGAAUGGAUCAUCGAGAUCCUCUCUUCACAAGCUACCGUGAUUGCGACGAACAGUCGAGAAGAACUCUCACUUGCAACAAGUAGUGAAAUCCUGGAUCAAUCUAUUCACUCAAUUGAAUUCAAGGAAAGCCUUGUCAAUUCGACUUUCCAAAUCUCGAAUCUACUCGACAUGCAGCCAACACUGAAAGACGAGCAGAAACAAGAGCCCCAAACAAGCAAGGAGGUUUCUAAAGUGAAAGUGCGACUCUCAAAUCAAAAUUUAUGGGAGAAAUUUCACACCGUCACCACCGAAAUGGUCGUUACAAAAAGUGGAAGGAAAAUGUUCCCAAAAUUGGAGUAUUUGAUCGAAGGAAUGGACGAGGAUGCUUGCUAUCUGCUGACUCUCAAAAUCGUUCGCGUUGACGAUAAUCGAUACAAGUUCCAAUGUGGUGAAUGGGUGCCUGCUGGUCGAGGAGAUCCCGGAUUUCAGGAAAAGCAAGUGCACCAUAAUGACGGCCCAAUGCCUGGGGCUCACUGGAUGCGCGCGCCAAUCAAUUUCGAGAAUGUGAAAAUCACGAACAAUCCACAGGAUUGCAAUCCGAAACACAUCUUUCUCCUCUCCAUGCACAAAUUUGUCCCCGUGCUCACCAUUUACAAGCUCCCGCCGACGCAAGAUGGGAUCAUGUUCGCAUCAGUUCGCCCUACCUAUGAGGAGAUUACACUUCGAUUGAAAUGUACAGAGUUUAUCGCCGUAACCGCCUACCAGAAUCACACAAUUACAAAUCUAAAGAUUGAGCAUAAUCCCUUUGCGAAAGGCUUCCGCGAUGGUGGCGCCUGUGCUCCGAAGAGAUGUGGUGGAUCACCAAGCGAAUCGCUUUCUCCAUCACCCAAACGUGCAACAAUGGUACCGAUGAGUGGGGCGCAGCUUGGCGCUCUUCAAAAUCCGACUCCAUUCCCAUUGCUACCAUUUGCCAUCCCAUCGCUCAACACUCCCCUCUAUUCUCCUUUCAUUUUCUUCACGAAUCUCGCGAAUCAAUACUCUUUAUCUUCGCAAUCUUUACCG